ACCACAAGCUCUGAAUAAGGGCUCAGGAGAAGCAGCAGUUCUCGAGAGGUCAUUUUGGUGAACAACAAGACUUAACAGACAUCUGGUUAAUGAAUCCGGCUUUAAGGUCAGCCUUCCAUCCUGUCUGCAGGAAAACACCUAGUGUGCAUUUACCGAGAGCUAAUUAGGUUUGAUGGUUCUCUAUGUUACAGAGAAAUGUGAAAGAUUUGACAAUGGGAUUCACAGCAUUGCACACGCUCUGGCUUCUGACUGCAUUUGCUUUUACAACACAAGAGUUGGUGAAACUAAGAGUUAGUCCCAAGAUUACCGCAGAGUGUGGCGAGCAAGUUUCCCUCAACUGCAACACAUCCUCGGUUCAUCAUGGAAUAUCAAUCAAACUUAUGCAGUGGUUCAAAGAGGAAACACUUUUGUGUUCUGUGGACAGUAAAGGGAUCACUACUGAACUCCACAGAGCAUCUCUGAGUAACUUUACCUGUGAAUAUGAAGAUGGACAGCUGUCGCUAAUCUUCAAAAAGAUGCUCCCUCCAGAGAGCGGAAAAAAAUACACGUGUAAGCAACGCUCCAACAGAGGAGCACUCAAUGAAUCUACUAAAGUGGAGUUACAAGAGUGUGGUGGGAUCGUGGAGGGUAAAUUAACGACCACGGGACCUGUGUGCACCUUCAAGCAAGUCUACCCAGACGGAAAUGUCCACUGGUUCCACGGCUCCCGCAACCUCUCAGAUGGAUCUCUGAAACAGUACACCGGAAAAAGUGUGGACGAACAAGGCUGGCUUACUAUCCACAGUUACCUGGAGCGGAACAGUUCACACGGGCCUUACAACUGCUCCUUGAAGAGCACCGUGUCUGACAGAUACAUCGCAAGUAUGUUGAUACAGAAUCCUAAACCCCAGAAGAGCACUAGUGGAACACACUCCAACGGCAACAAAGUUACAGCCCGGGAAAGUACCAGAACAAUUUUUUGCCUUUUAAUCUUACUUCCAGUUAUAUUUAAAUAAUGGAAUUCCCACCACACGGAGUGUCACCAGACAUAGGGAAUGUGGGGAGGCAUGAAUCAAUGAUUAACACUGAUUAGAAGCAACAAGGUACUGAGACUUAUGGAUUUUUUUGUCAAAACCAGGGCGUCGAGAAUCAGAUUAAGUGAGUCAUCUUGCGUAAUCCAAAGGCUUAUCUUUCUUCCUUUGUGCUAUUGGCUGACAUGAACGAGAAAAUUACACACCACAGUGAGGUGAUAAGAAGACAGCCAGUAAUCAUAACAGUAUAAAAUGUGUUGUUGUUUGGCUUCAAUAGAGGCUAGGAGAGAAAUGCACAGUGGUUUCACGGAUCUUUUUAAGAACACAAGGAGAUGUUUAAAUGGAAACACUCUCAGAGAAAAUGCACUUUCUUAUAAUUGCUAAAGUGAUUAAAAACUCUAUACUGGUUCAGUUUAAUCAGCAGCUAUAAACCUUUCCAUGGAUGUUUUUUUCUCAAGCAUGUCCAGCACUGUCAUCUGUGUAAAAGUUCUCUAUGAAUGAAGACCAUAAAAGGCUCUUUGUUAGAUUUAUUUCAGAAAUACAGAACUGUCAUGUAGCAAACCCCCUUUUCUUUCAGUCAAGCAAUAAAUCUGUCUAGAGUUUCUGGACAGAUGCUGCCCUCUGGUGAUAUGUGCUGCUAACUAGAAGUAGCUGCUUUAGGAACCACUUGGGAGCAAUAGGGCUGCUCGAUUAUGGCAAAAAUGAUAAUCACGAUUAUUUUCACUGAAAUU
Maylandia zebra (zebra mbuna) is the source of this 1741-nucleotide messenger RNA. RefSeq lists its product as uncharacterized. NCBI's taxonomy places the organism in Eukaryota, Metazoa, Chordata, Actinopteri, Cichliformes, Cichlidae. The record is from RefSeq and is a predicted model, not a curated record.